Vicugna pacos (alpaca) is the source of this 3680-nucleotide messenger RNA. It is a transcript of the gene MDM2, whose product is annotated as MDM2 proto-oncogene. Gene Ontology annotation, biological process: regulation of gene expression; cell cycle; regulation of cell cycle. NCBI's taxonomy places the organism in Eukaryota, Metazoa, Chordata, Mammalia, Artiodactyla, Camelidae. The record is from RefSeq and is a predicted model, not a curated record. Gene Ontology annotation, cellular component: nucleus. Gene Ontology annotation, molecular function: ubiquitin protein ligase activity; p53 binding; identical protein binding.
CCGGUCCGCUGCAUUCGCACGAUAGGGGGCGCGCAUCCGGCGCACUUCGGCCAGCUCGGCACCUUCUGGGGCCUGUGCGGCCCGGUGUGACUGAAAGGAAAAUGGAGCAAGAAGCCUAGCUUGAGGGGUACCCUAACCCCUCUGACGGAGGUCCUGCUGCUUUUGCCGCCAGGAGCCUCUUUCUUCUCCAGACCUAGUACGUUCGAGCGCCCGAGUGGCCUGGGCCUCUCGAGUGGAAUGGUCGCCGAGGCCCAGGGCGUCGGGCUUCCGCGCGUGCCGUGAAGGGAACUGGGGAGCCUCGGGGACCCACCCAGACUCCAGGGGCGGAAAAUCCCGCUCAGUGACCAGCAGCUUGUAGGAACCGAGUGUUGAGUCCGGGCAAGAUUGGGCUGGUUCUCUGGGCAGGUUGACUCAGCUUUUCCUGUUGGGCUGGUCAAGUUCGGACACGUUCUGAGUCUGCAGAAGAAGGAGCUAAGCCCUGACUUGUCUCUAGCUGGGGCUAUUUAAACCAUGCCUUUCGCCAGCUGUAUCCACUUGUUAGAGAUACCUCUGGUCACCGACGUAUAGCACUUGCUUUAUGCUGAACAAGGCAAAUGUGCAAUACCAACAUGUCUGUGUCUACUGAGGGUGCUGUAAGCACCUCACAGAUUCCACCUUCGGAACAAGAGACCCUGGUUAGACCAAAGCCAUUGCUUUUGAAGUUGUUAAGGUCUGUUGGUGCACAGAAAGACACUUACACUAUGAAAGAGGUUAUAUUUUAUCUUGGCCAGUAUAUUAUGACUAAACGAUUAUAUGAUGAAAAACAACAGCAUAUUGUGUAUUGUUCAAAUGAUCUUCUAGGGGAUUUGUUUGGAGUGCCAAGCUUCUCUGUGAAAGAGCACAGGAAAAUAUAUACAAUGAUCUACAGAAACUUGGUAGUAGUCAAUCAGCAGGAACCAUCGGAUUCAGGCACACCUGUGAGUGAAAGAAGGUGUCACCCCGAAGGUGGUAGUGAUCAAAAGGACCUUGUGCAAGAGCUACAGGAAGAGAAACCUUCAUCUUCAGAUUUGGUUUCCAGACCAUCUACCUCAUCUAGAAGGCGAACUGUUAGUGAGACAGAAGAAAAUUCAGAUGAAUUACCUGGUGAACGACAAAGAAAGCGCCACAAAUCUGAUAACAUUUCCCUUUCCUUUGAUGAAAGCCUUGCUCUGUGUGUAAUAAGGGAGAUAUGUUGCGAAAGAAGCAGUAGCAGUGAAUCUACAGGGACUCCAUCGAAUCCGGAUCUUGAUGCUGGUGUAAGUGAACAUUCAGGUGACUGGUUCGAUCAGGAUUCAGUUUCAGAUCAAUUCAGUGUAGAAUUUGAAGUUGAGUCCCUUGAUUCAGAAGAUUAUAGCCUUAGUGAAGAAGGACAAGAACUCUCAGAUGAAGAUGAUGAGGUGUAUCGAGUUACUGUGUAUCAGGCAGGGGAGAGUGAUACAGAUUCAUUUGAAGAAGAUCCUGAAAUUUCCUUAGCUGACUAUUGGAAGUGUACUUCCUGCAGUGAAAUGAAUCCUCCCCUUCCACCUCAUUGCAACAGAUGUUGGGCCCUUCGUGAAAAUUGGCUUCCUGAAGAUAAAGGGAAAGAUAAAGAGAAAAUGCCUGAGAAAGCCAAACAAGAAAACUCAACACAAGUAGAAGAGGGCUUUGAUGUCCCUGACUGUAAGAAAUCUACAGUGAAUGAUUCCAGAGAAUCAUGUGUUGAGGAAAAAGAAGAUAAGAUCACACAAGCCUCCCUGUCCCAAGAAAGUGAGGACUAUUCUCAGCCGUCAACUUCUAAUAGCAUUAUCUAUAGUAGCCAAGAAGAUGUCAAAGAGUUUGAGAGGGAAGAAACACAAGACAAAGAAGAAAGUGUGGAAUCUAGUUUUCCCCUUAAUGCCAUUGAACCAUGUGUGAUUUGCCAAGGUCGACCUAAAAAUGGUUGCAUCGUCCAUGGCAAGACAGGACAUCUUAUGGCUUGCUUUACAUGUGCAAAGAAGCUAAAGAAAAGGAAUAAGCCCUGCCCAGUAUGUAGACAACCAAUUCAAAUGAUUGUGCUAACUUAUUUCCCCUAGUUGAACUAUCUAUAAAAGUAGAAUUAUAUAUUUCUAACUGUAUAACCCUAAAAAUUUAGACAACAUGAAAUUUAUUCCUAUUUUUUUACCUGUAGCAAAACAAGAAAAUAAUAGGCAUGUAGAUUUCAUUAUAGUGUAAUUUACCUACUAUAUGAGAAAGGUGAAUAUUCCUUUUAUGAAAAUGUCCUUUCUGUUAAUAUUUUAUAUUUUGAUUUUAAUAUAGUUUGAAUUGGGUAUACAGUUCAUCCUUUACCCCACUACCCUUCAUAUUUUAAAUAAUUUCCACUUACACGUAUCUCUUACCAUACCAAAGAGACUGGAGGAUGAGAAGUACAUUUUCACUAAUAGCACCAAACAUAACUACCUGUCUUUAUCUAGAAAGAGUAUCUUAAGAGGCUCUGAAAGACCAGAGAAACUAAGGUUUGGAAGUUCUUAAGAGUAUUUAAUUUUUAAGUAUUAACUCUUUCACACAGACUUCCUCCUUACAUGAAAGAUCCUAAAUAAGUUACUUUUAAAUGUCCCACUUACAUAUGCUCUAAAAGAUCAGAAUAGGAAUGUAGAGAUCAGUGAAGUCACAAAGGCUAAUUCAGAAGUGUAACUAACAGAAGUACUAUUUUUAUGCUAGCUGGAAAUGUCAUAAAUACUCUUUAAUUGUCCAAAAAUUAUACAGCACUUGCCUUUAAGAGUGGUGAUGUCAGAAUAUAAAAUUCUAAAAUAAUUCUCAAACUGCAUAGAUUAGCAUCUUGAUUUAUAUUAAAUCUUCAACAGAAUAGUGAGAAUGACAAUUUUGACGUAAGGUCUGUGUUUUUCUCCCAUGUAUGACAGUUGCACCUACUCCAAUGAAGAUAAUAAAAUCAGCUGAACUGUAGGUUUAGAAGUGAGGGAUAAUUGCGCACAGCAAGUUUGUGUACCAGUUACAGAACGUAUUAAACUUUAAAAACAAAUAGCACACAUACACAUAUGACUUACCAUGUAUAGAUAAGUAGGUAAUGGCUGAAGGGAUCAGUACCUUAGCCAGAGUGGUCCUCAAAUACAGCAAAGCUUUAUUAAUUUGGGAUUUAUAAUACUUGAACUAAGUAGAAUUGAUCCUCUCUGAAGAGAGAAAUAAAAUGAGAUUCUAAACACUACGGUCAACCCUUCCUGUUAGUUCUGCAUCCAUGCAUUCAGCCAACCAUGGUUUGGAAGUAUUUUUUUAAAAAACAGAAUUUCAGAAGGUUCCAAAAAGAAAACUCGAAUUUGCUGUGCACUGGCAACUAUUUAUGUAGCGUUUGCAUUGUAUAAGGUAUUACAAGAAAUCUAGAGAUUAAAGUAUAUGAGAGGGUGUGCAUAGGUUGUAUGCAAAUACUAGUACCAUUUUAUACAAGGGCCUUGAAUAUCCACAGAUUUUGGUAUCCUGGGGGUCGGGGGACAUCCUGAAACCAAUCUCCCAUGGAUACUAAGGGACAGCUACAUUUACAUUAUAUUAUGCAGUGAUUAUGCUAUUUACAGAGCAUUGAAAUUGGUGCAAAUAGUCUCAUCCAUCUAGGCAUUACUAAUGUAUUCUUGCUUGUCUAAAUUUUUAGGUGUAGCUUAUUUAUUGAUUUACAAAUAAAAGAUCUAUUCAAUGUUUAA